Molecule: messenger RNA, 1858 nt
Organism: Mizuhopecten yessoensis (Yesso scallop)
Lineage: Eukaryota; Metazoa; Mollusca; Bivalvia; Pectinida; Pectinidae
Product: G patch domain-containing protein 3-like
Exons: 5
Coding region: 72-1727 (551 amino acids)
Biological process (GO): negative regulation of type I interferon production; positive regulation of DNA-templated transcription; negative regulation of RIG-I signaling pathway
Molecular function (GO): nucleic acid binding
Source: RefSeq, a predicted model, not a curated record
CUCAAAAUGUGUCGUCCGUUUUGUGUUUAGUCACUCCCUAUGAUCAAACGUCUCAUUGACACAGAUUGAAAAUGGAGAGCAACAACACGGAUAACGACUUCGUCUACGCAGUCAUCAACAAUAUUCCUUCUUCAUAUCAUUCUUCAGACCUCAGAAAUUACUACUCGCAGUUUUUAGAGACAAGUGGAUUCAAAUGUUUUCAUUUCAAACACAGACCAGAGUCUAGAACCUUCGAUACACCGAAUUCAAUUCCGACGGAGGAAAAACGUCCAGGAACGUUUUGUUGUGUUGUCAAAGUCAGUGGAAACCGAUUUCCCGAAUUCAUGAAAAUGUAUCACAAGAGACACUGGCUGGAUAGGAAUGGAGAUGUCAUGCCUGCUUUAUGUUUUAUUUCAAAAAUCAGAACAUCUGGGCAGAAUUACGACCAGGGCGAUAAAUACAAAACAAGAGCAGAACAGAAAUGCGUUCCACACAAUAGAGAACAGUUCACUAUCAGUGACCUGGAGAAAAUGAAGGAGUUACAUCCCCCUGAUAUUAUGCCAAAUGGUAAUGUAGGGACUACAACCUCCAUAUUCCUAGAAUACAUCAAACAGUGUCGUCUGCCACCAGUCAUCAUCAAAAAUCUUGGACUGUCUUUUCCAAAGACAAGAUCAAACAAAAGAUACGGAAAUGUUCCUUUUAAUUACAAUGGAACAGCAGAAAGUUGUCAGGACCAGGGAGAAGAGGAAUCACCAGCCGUGGAGGUCAAAUCAUCUACAGGUCAAGAUAUUCCGACAGAAAUGUCAAUCACGUCCCCGAUCGAUUUAGACGAAGACAUUUUAGGGCAAAAAGACGAGUCAUUAGCCUCAUCACAGAAUGUAAAGACCGGUGUUGGCUCACAACAAAAAGGUUCAAAAGACAAAUUCAGGCAGGACCCUGAGACAAAGAGAAGAUUUGAACUUAGAAUUGAAGAGAAUUUGAUAGGAAAAGAAGGCAGGGAUUCUGAUGAUGACAAUGAUACAUGUGAAGAGUGGGAACGCCACGAAGCAACGAACGAUGAUCCAUCAAACCAGGAGAGAAACUCGGAUCGGUUGUUUGAGGAGGAGAUAGAACUCAAGUGGGAGAAGGGUGGCAGUGGUCUGGUCUUUUAUACAGACGCUCAGUACUGGAAACAGCUGGAAGGAGAUUUUGAUGAGCAGACAACAGAUGACUUAGAUGUUGAUAUGAGUAUAUACUACGAAAAAGGAGCCGGAGACAAGGAUGCCAGAGACUACGUCACAAUGCGUCAGGAGACACGCCGACGUGACGGUGUAGAACAAACAGACAGAUUCAGUGCUGGUAUUGCUAAAAGGCGAUCAUCAAAUAUGAAGCAUUGUAGCAGUGUGGCAUCGAAAAUUGGUAAAUUUGAGCAACACACAAAAGGAUUUGGACGUAAGAUUCUCACACAGCAAGGUUGGAAUGAGGGUGAAGGCCUUGGAUCUAGUAAAAUCGGGAUCGCUGAGGCUCUUGGAUCAGAGGGCCAGGCUCCUAAGGACAAAACAGGAUUUGGAUACAGAGGAGAAAGGUUGUUGAAGACAAGGGAUUUGAAGCACAAAAAGCCACAAGAAGAAAGGUUGAUAUCUACAAAAUAUGAUGAUCCAUCGGAGACUGAUCCUGUGGACCCCCUGCUGAGACGAAGUCAUCACUACCAUAUCUCCCAUCGCCACAGUCAUCAUGUUGCCUUCACAGCUGCAAAAUCUCAGGAAUGAACUAAAUAUUUAAUGAUUUCUCCUCAUUUGAGGACCAAACACAUUCAUAUUGCAGCAUAGGUGUCAACCUCUGAAACCUCCAAUGGUGGAGCGGGUCUCCUUCAUUCCACAUUUCCAAUGAGGGAGAAAGU